Fonsecaea multimorphosa CBS 102226 is the source of this 780-nucleotide messenger RNA. RefSeq lists its product as uncharacterized. The transcript has a single exon. NCBI's taxonomy places the organism in Eukaryota, Fungi, Ascomycota, Eurotiomycetes, Chaetothyriales, Herpotrichiellaceae. The coding region runs from base 1 to 780 and encodes 259 amino acids. The record is from RefSeq and is a predicted model, not a curated record.
AUGGACGCCUUCUGCACGAACCUCGAAUCCUUCAUCUCCAAAUACGGCCACGACGGCAAAUCCGAGCUCAACACCCUGUGCAGCAAGCACCAAGUGGAACUCGCACCGCAGACUCAUGAGGACGACACGGGAUUCACGUACGGCGGCCUGCAAAUAUCCAAGGACGGGGCGCUCCGGCUGCUCUUCGCCGAGGGAAACCUCGGCGUCAACGUCAGCGACGUGAGCCGCGACUUUCACGAAGCCCUCAAAACCGCCACCACCACCACCACCACCACCACCACCUCCUCCUCCUCCUCCUCCCCUUCUUCGGGAGGUAGGUCCGCAUUCAACAUCACCGCGCGCCAAUCCGUGCGCGAAUCAUACGACCCCGAGAUCUCCGCCACGCAGCGUGCCAUCGGGUCUCUAGUCGGCGCACCGGACAUCCGCCUUGUGCCAAACUUCGAGGCCAACGCCGCCGUUUUGGCAGAGGCGGGAACCUUGGGCAAAGUCCGUGACGACUGGGACAAGAUCCUCGGCGCCGCGAGCCUGGCUUACUUCGAGGGUCUCAAGUACCAGCUCGAGCGCGCCGGGUUCAAGGACGAUGAUCUGCUCCAGGAAGGGUGGAAGGAGGGUGUGUCCAAGGGCGAGAUCUCGCUGCGCGUGGUGGACAAGUUGCAGUCCACGAAAGGACAGUAUCAUGAGGUGUUGCUUGAGCAUGGCGUGCUGGUUAUUCAGACCACGCCAGAGUACCUUUGGACCAAUACGUCCGAUGUAGGCAGUGAGAUCUUGGAAAUACUGUGA